Molecule: messenger RNA, 518 nt
Organism: Saimiri boliviensis boliviensis (Bolivian squirrel monkey)
Lineage: Eukaryota; Metazoa; Chordata; Mammalia; Primates; Cebidae
Source: RefSeq, a predicted model, not a curated record
CUGCUGUUUCCCCUCACAGCCCAGCAUGAGAACUUCAGGAAAAACAGAUUGAAGAGCUGAAGGGACGAGAAAUUAGUCCUAAAGUAUAUUUCAUGAAGCAGACCAUUGGGAACUCCUGUGGCACAAUUGGACUUAUACACGCAGUGGCCAAUAAUCAAGUUAAACUGGGAUCUGAGGAUGGAUCAGUCCUGAAACAGUUUCUUUCUGAAACAGAGAAACUGUCCCCUGACAGAGCAAAAUGCUUUGGAAAGAAUGAGGCCAUACAGGCAGCCCAUGAUGCCGUGGCACAGGAAGGCCAAUGUCGGGUAGAUGGCAAAGUGAAUUUCCAUUUUAUUUUGUUUAACAACAGGGAUGGCCACCUCUAUGAACUUGAUGGACGAAUGCCUUUUCCAGUGAACUACGGUGCCAGUUCGGAAGAUAUCCCGCUGCAGGAUGCUGCCAAGGUCUGCAGAGAAUUCACCGAGCGUGAGCAAGGAGAGGUCCGCUUCUCUGCCAUGGCUUUCUGCAAGGCAGCCUAA